UAAGGCUUUUACAGAGUGCAAGAUGGCGGACACGGAGAGUACGUGCACCUCAGUGGACGAGCGAACCGAGGACCUUGUGUCGCCCACGAGGGACGCGCUGGUGGACGGCAUCGUGGGGCUGCUGAAGCCGUGCCUGGACCAGCUGGACGACCGCGUGAGGGCCACCAGGGUGAGCCAAAGUGAGCUCCACCAGCAGCUUGAGGGCCUGGCAGCAGAGCUCUCUCGAAUACAGGAGCAGAGCAAGUGUCCGCUGCAGCUGGAUUCCUACAUCAAGAAGCUGCAGAACGCCAAGAGACGCGUCGUAGUGGUCAACAACAUCCUGCAGAACACACAGGACCGCCUCAACAAGCUACAUACACAAGUCAACAAGGAGAACGCCCGACGCCGCGCCCUGCUGGAGUCACCCUCGCCCUCAUCCACGCCCUCCACCUCACUCCACGCCCCUUAGAUCCACCCUCUCCUUGCCUCCACCUCCUUCUGCUG
Messenger RNA from Eriocheir sinensis (Chinese mitten crab), 483 nucleotides. It is a transcript of the gene Snapin, whose product is annotated as SNARE-associated protein Snapin-like. The record is from RefSeq and is a predicted model, not a curated record. Bases 23 to 448 code for a protein of 141 amino acids. Gene Ontology annotation, biological process: intracellular protein transport; endosome to lysosome transport; lysosome organization. NCBI's taxonomy places the organism in Eukaryota, Metazoa, Arthropoda, Malacostraca, Decapoda, Varunidae. Gene Ontology annotation, cellular component: BORC complex; BLOC-1 complex; synaptic vesicle. The transcript has 3 exons. Gene Ontology annotation, molecular function: SNARE binding.